CCGUUCAACGAUGGUUCAUAGACUCCACAUUGACCCUAUAGCUCUGGUCUGGUUAGCCACUGACUUCCUCUUCAACGCUGCCGUCUUCUCUCUCUCUCUCUUCAUUUUUUCAAUCUCCCGAAUCACUGUCUUCUCCAUUCCUCUCCCAUGGUGAGCAAUUAGCCAGCACCAUUGCUCUCCCCUCGAAGCAACCUGCAAUGUUGAAUCUAUCCUCAUUAUCUCACCGCAUUUUCAUCUCCAUUUUCCUCCUCCUCUGCUCCGCGCGCCUGCUUCCGUCCACCGCCCUCCCUCUCUCCGACUCCGAUCAGCCACUCCUCGCCAACGCUACUCUCCAGUCCAAUAACGUGUCCACUCCCAGGAAUAAGGAAGGUAGUUUUGCUGACAUCAUUGAUCGUGCUUUGGAGAAUGAGUUCAAGGAGAAUGACCAGAAUGAAGCAAUUGAUGCAGGAAGCUUCAACAACAGCGUAGCAGAGCAGCAGGCAGUUCUGGAGACUGUAGCAAGGGUAAAGUCAAAGAAAAAUGAUACGAAAGAGGAAAAGUCAUUUAAUGUUUUCAAUCUGGACAGCGACAAUAGAGCUGAAGAUACUCCUACAUUGAUUGAUCGAAAGGACAACGUCUUUAUCAUAUCUAACUUUAAAUCUAAAUAUCCGGUGCUGCAGCUAGACUUAAGAUUGAUCUCAGAUUUGGUAAUCGUUAUUGUCUCUGCAACUUGUGGUGGCAUUGCCUUCGCCUGUGCUGGACAACCAGUUAUAACUGGAUACCUGCUAGCAGGAUCUAUUAUUGGACCUGGAGGAUUUAACUUUGUCAGUGAAAUGGUGCAAGUUGAAACAGUAGCUCAGUUUGGUGUAAUUUUUCUUCUUUUUGCACUAGGUCUGGAGUUUUCAACAACUAAGCUCCGAGUUGUUCGUGCAGUUGCUGUUCUUGGUGGCCUGCUCCAAAUUUUCCUAUUUAUGUGCCUCAGUGGGAUCAUAGCUUCGUCAUGUGGUGGGAGUGCUUCUGAAGGAGUUUUUGUUGGAGCAUUCCUAUCUAUGUCCUCAACAGCAGUGGUGCUGAAGUUUUUGAUGGAAAAGAACUCAUCAAAUGCUCUUCAUGGACAAGUCACGAUUGGUACCCUUAUCUUGCAGGACUGUGCCGUUGGGUUAUUGUUUGCUUUGCUUCCUGUACUGGGUGGGAAUUCUGGUAUUCUCCAAGGAGUGAUGUCCAUGGGUAAAGUGUUGGUGAUCUUGGUAACCUUUUUGGUUGUGUUGUCAAUUCUAUCCCGUACAUGUAUUCCUUGGCUUCUAAAGUUGAUGAUAAGCCUUUCUUCACAGACCAAUGAACUCUAUCAAUUAGCUUCAGUGGCAUUCUGCUUGCUUGUAGCGUGGUGUAGUGAUAAGUUGGGGCUAAGUCUAGAAUUGGGCUCCUUUGCUGCUGGAGUGAUGAUAUCAACAACUGAUCUUGCUCAACAUACACUUGAACAAAUAGAGCCUAUUCGGAACUUCUUUGCAGCCCUUUUUCUUGCUAGUAUUGGAAUGUUGAUCCAUGUUCAGUUUUUGUGGAACCAUGUUGAUAUAUUGCUGGCAGCUGUUAUACUGGUGAUAAUUGUGAAAACAGUUGUAAUUAGCACGGUAGUGAAGGGAUUCGGUUACAACAACAGGACAGCAGUUCUUGUUGGAAUGUCUCUGGCUCAGAUAGGGGAAUUUGCUUUUGUUCUUCUCAGCCGUGCAUCUAAUCUUCAUUUAGUUGAGGGGAAAUUGUAUCUGCUGCUUAUUGGGACCACAGCUCUUAGCCUGGUGACAACUCCUCUUCUUUUCAAGCUGAUUCCUGCUGUAGUGCAUUUAGGCGUGCUAUUGCGGUGGUUCUCCCCAGACAGUCUCGUUGAGAUUGGAUUUAAAGGAGAUAUCAUCCGCUCAGAUAGUGUAAAGCAGCGUGUUAUGUUGAUAGUCCAGGGACCUCAUGAUUCAUGACAGUCAUUGAAUGUCAACCAAAAAUUGAGAUAUUGUUUUCUGCUCGAGGAGUCAAAUUCUGGCCAGCUUAUCCCCACGUGCAAGUGAAGUCGAUUGAAUCACUCUGUAUAUUUAUUCAUGUUUUUCUAUCAUAUAAAGCGUGUCCAGAAUCAUUUUUUGUUACACUUAACUGACCAUUAGAUUGGAAAAAUCAGAUAGGGUAUAAGAGAUGAAGUGACCAGUGAGGUGCCAGUACAAUGGAGGAACUAUUGUAAUUGUCUUCACUAUGAUUCGAUUCUUUGUAAAAUGUAUUAUAGUUUGGAUACUACAAUGGACUUUGUACCGCACAAAAUAACUAUUUCCUUUUUUGCAGUGUAAA
Molecule: messenger RNA, 2304 nt
Organism: Momordica charantia (bitter melon)
Lineage: Eukaryota; Viridiplantae; Streptophyta; Magnoliopsida; Cucurbitales; Cucurbitaceae
Gene: KEA6
Product: K+ efflux antiporter 6
Biological process (GO): potassium ion transmembrane transport; proton transmembrane transport
Cellular component (GO): membrane
Molecular function (GO): potassium:proton antiporter activity
Source: RefSeq, a predicted model, not a curated record